Molecule: messenger RNA, 1071 nt
Organism: Paramecium tetraurelia
Lineage: Eukaryota; Ciliophora; Oligohymenophorea; Peniculida; Parameciidae
Exons: 4
Biological process (GO): autophagy; peptidyl-serine phosphorylation
Cellular component (GO): cytoplasm
Molecular function (GO): protein serine/threonine kinase activity; ATP binding
Source: RefSeq, a predicted model, not a curated record
AUGAAUUGCUAAAAUUCGAAAUGCAGUAAGAAUAUUCCUUAUAAUUCAAUAUUAAAUGGAAAUCAAAUUACAUGUGAUAGUUGCUCAAGUACGUUUUAUUGUUCAUCAAAAUGUAGAGAUUUUGAUUGGGAGGCAUACCAUUAUUUAGUGUGUAAUGGAUAAUUCGAACUAGUUCCUAAGCUGUCUUUAAGUUAAUUGAAUGAUGAGAUGAAUUUGAUAGGUUCAGGGAGUUUUGGGUAGGUUUACCUAAAAUAACAGAAUGGAUAUAAAUUUGCAAUAAAAAAAAUAAACAAAUAUAUUGGGAACAGGGAACUCAAAAUUCAUAAGCUACUUAAACAUAAAAAUAUAAUUUAAUUGCUACAAUUUCUAGAGAAGGAUGAUGAUUUAUAUUUAAUAUUGGAAUAUGCAAAACAUGGACAUUUGACAACAGAUCUGUAAAUAGAUCCAAAGUAGGUAGUAAUACAAUUAUGCAAUGCUUUGAAAUAUUUACAUUCUCAGGGCAUAAUUCAUAGGGACAUUAAACCAAGCAAUGUGUUAUUAGAUCACAAAAACAAUGUAAAAUUAUGUGAUUUUGGUUUGGCUACUCAUAUUGACAUCAUUAGCAACUUUAGUGGCACAUAUGAGUUCAUGGCUCCAGAAAUCUUAAGGAAUUUUCCAUAAUCUUAUUCUGUUGACAUUUGGAGUUUGGGAUGCUUGCUCUAUUGGAUGCUUGAGAAGAAACCAAUAAUAUCAGGUACAGAAUAAAGAUAGGAAAUGGUGGAGUAGAUUCUGCUGUUCACAGAGCCAAGGUUUACGAUUGUAGAUCAAUUUGCAAAAGACUUAAUUUAAAAAAUGUUGAAUCCAAAUCCAAAGGAGAGACUUACUUUGAAUCAGAUACUUUUGCAUCCAUUUAUAACAAGAGUAGAUCUGAAUUAGAUGAAGGUGGAGGAGUCUUCAAAUUCGUAUUCUGAUGAAACUCAAGCGAGUUGUAAUCCUUAGCAAAUUGUUCCUUAAUAAUAAAGUGAUAAUAAAAAUAGAACUGUAUUCUAGAGGAUUGCUAGUUUGUUUACUUGCAUAGCCAGAGAUAAAUGA